Molecule: messenger RNA, 4528 nt
Organism: Zalophus californianus (California sea lion)
Lineage: Eukaryota; Metazoa; Chordata; Mammalia; Carnivora; Otariidae
Product: zinc finger protein 570
Exons: 6
Coding region: 262-1977 (571 amino acids)
Biological process (GO): regulation of transcription by RNA polymerase II
Cellular component (GO): transcription regulator complex; PcG protein complex; nucleus
Molecular function (GO): RNA polymerase II cis-regulatory region sequence-specific DNA binding; DNA-binding transcription activator activity, RNA polymerase II-specific
Source: RefSeq, a predicted model, not a curated record
AGUGGCCCCUGCGAGCACUGGGCCAGCGGCCCCUUUGUGUCCUCCGGAGGCCCAGUCGCUUUUUUCCGGGCCCGCGGGGGUGGGUUCCCAUCAGAUUCUCAGGGCCGGAGGUGGGCCGGAAUUGAGAUUGCCAGAGCCUCCGGGGCGGGGACGGGAUCUUCCCGCAGUUCACUUCUGCAGGAAGGGUGCAGCAGAAGGAAAGAGAAGCUGAAAAAUUCUAGGCUGGCGAUCCUGGAUGCUGCAAGGAAACCCUAGUUUUUCAUGUUCUCUUCCCCAUCUCAGUCAUCUGAGGACACUGCCAUUUCCCAAGAGAAGAGCCAAGAAGAGGAAAGAAUGGCUGUUGGACUUCUUAAAGCCAUGUACCAGGAGCUGGUAACCUUCAGAGAUGUGGCUGUAGAUUUCUCCCAAGAGGAGUGGGACUGUCUAAAUUCUUCCCAAAGGCAUCUGUACAGUAAUGUGAUGUUGGAGAACUAUAGGAUCUUGGUGUCCCUGGGACUUUGCUUUUCUAAGCCCAGUGUGAUAUUAUUGUUGGAACAAGGGAAAGAGCCCUGGAUGGUGAAGAGAGAGCUGGCAAAAGGCUUGUGCUCAGCACGGCUUUUGAUGCAUCCCAUAAUUUUUGGCUGGGAAUCUAUGUGUGAGACUGAAGAAUUAACUUCAAAGCAGGACAUUUAUGAAGCACAAUCAUCACAGAAGAUAACAGAAAAACUCACAAGCUAUGGCCUUGAGUAUUCCAGUUUGAGAGAAGAAUGGAAAUGCGAGGGCCAUUUUGAGAGACAGCCAGUAAAUCAGAAGGUAUGUUUCAAAGAAGAGACAAUCACUCAUGAAGAAGCCCUUAUUAAUAAAAGAGCACAAGAAUAUAACAAAUCUUGGGGAAGUUUCCAUCUGAACACACUGCUUCAUACACAACAGAUAAUCACCAAAGAGGAGAAAGUACAUAAACAUGAUACACAUAAGAAAAUCUUUAAAAAAAAUUUAAUGGCCAUUAAGCCCAAGAGUAUCUAUACAGAGAAGAAACUCUUGAAAUGUAAUGACUGUGAAAAAGUCUUUAGCCAGAGCUCAUCUCUUACUCUUCAUCAAAGAAUUCAUACUGGAGAGAAACCAUAUAAAUGUGUAGAAUGCGGAAAAGCCUUCAGCCAGAGAUCAAAUCUUGUUCAACAUCAGAGGAUUCAUACUGGAGAGAAACCCUAUGAAUGUAAGGAAUGUAGGAAAGCCUUCAGUCAGAAUGCACAUCUUGUUCAACAUCUGAGAGUUCAUACUGGAGAAAAACCUUAUGAAUGCAAGGUGUGUAGGAAAGCCUUUAGCCAGUUUGCUUACCUUGCUCAACAUCAGAGAGUUCAUACUGGAGAGAAACCUUAUGAAUGUAUUGAAUGUGGGAAAGCAUUUAGCAAUAGAUCAUCCAUUGCUCAACACCAGAGAGUUCAUACUGGUGAGAAACCAUACGAAUGUAAUGUCUGUGGGAAAGCAUUUAGCCUUCGUGCAUACCUUACUGUACACCAGAGAAUACAUACUGGAGAGAGACCCUAUGAAUGUAAGGAAUGUGGGAAGGCUUUCAGCCAGAAUUCACAUCUUGCUCAACAUCAGAGAAUUCAUACUGGAGAAAAACCUUAUAAAUGUCAAGAAUGUAGGAAAGCAUUCAGCCAGAUUGCCUACCUUGCCCAACAUCAAAGAGUUCAUACUGGAGAAAAACCCUAUGAAUGUAUUAAAUGUGGGAAGGCUUUUAGCAAUGACUCAUCCCUUACUCAACAUCAGAGAGUUCAUACUGGAGAGAAGCCUUAUGAAUGUAACGUUUGUGGAAAGGCUUUUAGUUACUGUGGAUCCCUUGCCCAACAUCAGAGAAUUCAUACUGGAGAGAGACCUUAUGAAUGUAAGGAAUGCAAGAAAACUUUCAGGCAGCAUGCACACCUUGCUCAUCAUCAGAGAAUCCAUCUUGGGGAGUCCCUCUCACCACCCAAUCCAGUCAAUCACCAAGUCCUUUAGACACUAUCUCAUAAAUAUUUCCAGAAUUUAUACUCUUCUCUAUCUCUAAUGUUGUUACCCUAGUCUAAGAUUCAUCUCACCUGAUCACCAUGCUGUAGCUUUCUAACAGGUCUUCCUGUAUCAACUUUUGGUCCCUUUAAAUUCAUUUCCCAUCAUGCCCCCAAACUGAUUUUUUUGAGUGUAAGAAUGCAUCACUGCCUCCAUUUAAAACUUUUUGGGGGCUUACUAUUGUUCUUAAGCUAAUAUCCACAGUCUUAAAAUUGUCUAUGAGGCACUUCAUUAUCUGGUUCUAUACCUUUCAGCCUUAUUUUAUUCCAGUCUCCUUCUCUGAGCACUAGGCACUUCCCAGGACUAAGAGCUUAGAUUCUGGAAAAUCAUAGCUCUACCACUACUGUGGCAUUAUGUGACUUUGAGUAAUCUGUUUGACUUAUCUAAACCUCAGGGUUUUCUUUAAUUCUUAAAAUAGGGAUAAUAAAGGAUACUGUAUUGUAGAAAUGUGAUUAUUAAAUGAAAUAGUGUCUGUUGUAGAUUGAUGCAUAUUAAUAAAUUUGCAUGUAAAGUGCUUCACGUAGCACAUUAAACAUAGCAGAUAUUCAAUAAAUCAUAAUAGCUAACAUGUAUUGAGUGCCUACUAUGCACCAGGCACUGUUCUACAUAUUCAACAUAUAUUAAUUCACUUACUCCUCACAGCUAGAACAAGAUUCCUCAAUGGACAAAGGAAAACAUCCCUGGGAAGCAGCAGAUCAGAAUUGAGAAAACCCAAAAAUUUUAGAAACAUAAGUGGGAGUCUUCAUACUUUAGAUAAAUAAUCAAUAUAGACACAAGUAGUAGACCUACAUCUACAACCAGUUUUAGGAAGUUUCUAAAGAGAAUUGGAUAAACCAAUCAAUAUAAAGAAAAUGAGGAUUCACAGAGAGGAAUAUAGAACUCAUUUUUAUCAAGAAAAAGAAUAGAGUAUCACAAUUAACCAAAAAAAGGCACCAGGCCCAGGCAAUUGUAUUGGGUGAAUCUAGGUAAAUUUAAGAAGCAUUUAUAUUGUUUCAUACCAGAGAAAAAGUAUAAAGUUUGUAAAAUUUUUAACCUAUGGUUGUAAAAUUGAAAUGAAAAGGGGAUUGAGGGAAAAAAGUUACAGACAUAUAUAGGCUUUUACAUAUUUGAAAUACACGCUUCCACUCAUUCAGUGAAUAUUGAGUAGCUACCGUUUGCUGGACACUGUUUUAGAUAUGAGGAGACAAUAGUGACCAAUACUAAGACUAUGUCCUCAUGGAGUUAUUUAAAGUUAUUUAAAGCUGAAAUUGAAUUGAAAUUGCUUAUAGUUAAAUAUAAAACAAUAGAUUCUCUAGACUCAGCAAAAUGAAGAAUAAUAAACUGAGUAGUAGCAUAUAAUCUAGGCUAAAGAGACUCAGGAUAAUAAUGUUACGUUAUUCCUAAUUCACAAAUUAGCUGCAAUUAGAACCAAAAUUCCUCAGGUCUUUUUGCCCUUUAAUUUCACAACUUUGUUCUGAAAUUCAUCUGUGAAGUAUGAAUUCUUAAGACAGCAAGAAAAUUGUUGAACCUGACCUAUUUGUAGAAAUUCUGCAUAUGAUAAAGAUGGUUUAUACCUGUAAAUAAAGGAUGGAUUUGCGUUUACUAGAAUAAUUGUUUAUAUCCAUUACAGUAAGGGAAAUGCAAAUAAAACCACAGUGAAGUAUUUCAAAAUCAUCAUAUUGGCAAAAGCGUCACAGAGCCAAUAACUGGAAAGAUGUGGAGCAGUAGGAAUGUUCAUACAGUGUUAUUGGAAGUAGUUGUAUUUAGGAUAAUUUAGCAAUAUCUAGUAAAGUUGAAAAUGUGGUUACUCUCUGACCCAGCAGUUCCAUACUUAAACCUCUUAUAGUCUCUCCUCAUGUGUUUAGGGUGAUGUACAUGAAAGUCUAUUUCAGCAUCAUUUGAGAAUGAAAAGUUUAAAGCAAUCAAAAUAACCAUUAGGGUGAAUGUAAGUUAUAGCCCAAGUUAAAAGGAAUGAAGUAGAGAUACUUCUAUCAACAUGGAUAAAUCUAAAAAAAAAAAAACACACAAAAAACCAAAAAACAAACAUGAAUAAAUGUUAAAACAAUAUUAAUGAAAUUGAACUAGAGAGUAUUUUGUAUGAGACGGUACCACUUAUAUAAAGUUUGAAAAUAUGCAAAUUGAUGCUAUGUGUAUAUGGCUAAAUACCAUAUAGAUUUAGUGUUACAACAUUCAUGGAACUAAUAAUUAAAUCCAAAACAGUAGUAACAUCUGUCUGCAGGGGGAGAAAAAUGAGAUUGAGAAAAGGAUGCAAAGGGAGAUAUCUUUUAAUCAUUUACUUCUUUAAAAAAUAAGCAAAUAUGGCCAAUUCUUAUAAAUUGAUAAGGCUGGUUGUUGGUUUAUAGGUAGGUUCUUAUUCUCUGUAUCUUUCGUAAUAAAAAAAAAUAAAGAACAUUUAAAUAUUUGCUUUUGUCAAGUUAUUUCCUUACUAUACCUCAGGCAUGACACUGGUGUUCCCAUCCAUAUUCACCAUUCUCUUCAGAGAGAAGCUGACACAUAAUUGAUC